AUGUCGAGCGAAGAUAUGCCGCCUGCCGAUGCGGCGCCGGACCCGGAGUCGGGACCAAACACCGGGCUUGAGGCUCUGGCCUGUGUCUCAUGCCGGGCCCGGAAGCUCAAGAGGAAGCCUGCUUUCAAGCGAAGAAACGUGAAGGAGCUCGAGGAGCGCCUGGCACAAGUCGAGGUGUUACUAAAGGAUGCGCCCAACAAACCUGCUUCUUCUUCCGAGGGCGACCCGCAGAACGUGUCGCCUCCUCAGGCCCAGGCUGGCCCAGGCCAGGACUCGCGGCACUCAUCCAUCCCCGACGCUUCAGAUGGCGCGUUCAGCUGGAAUUAUGCCGGCGGAGUCGGACCAGCAGCAAAUGAGGUCCCUGGUGGCAAUGAACAGGGACCUCGACGACCUGUUUAUCCUGAGUUCUCGAUGGCGGGCAUAAGCCAUCGGCCCAGGGCAGAGGACGCGGGCGCGUCGCGAAAUGAGCUGCUGGGCCUGGGGCUCUUUGAGGCCCUGCCCCCGACGGAGAUGAUCGAAGACCUGCAUCGGACGUUUUUCAUGAGGCAACAUCCACUGAACCCCAUCAUACACCCUGGCCGGUACAUGCAGGCCUACCACUCGGGUGUGCAUCUUCGCCCGCCCAUGGCCCUCGCAUAUGCAGUAUGGACGAUGGCUUCGAAUGGUCACGAGAAGUACUCGUCAUACCACGAUGCAUUCCAUCGUCGUGCACGCCACUACCUGGAAGAGGACGAGCUAAGGGGAGAGGGCGAGCACUUCCUUACGGUGGCCCACGCCCAAGCCUGGGCCCUCCUCGCGACAGAUGAGGCCCGCUGCAUGUGGUUCACGCGCGCGGCUAUGAGUACGGCUCGUUGCAUCAAAUUGAUACACAUGAUGGGCUUGCAUCGGCUGGACGACCCCAAUGCUGCAGCGGAGAUGGCGCCGACAAUCGCCCCUCCGAGAGACUGGACUGAACUUGAGGAGAGGAGGCGAGUGUUUUGGGGAGCAUACUGCGUUGAUUCCCAUGCCUCGAUCAGCACAGGGUGGCCAAGUCUGAUCGAUAUGAGUGAGGUCACAACACAUCUGCCCAGCUCGGAGGAGGCGUUCAAUACCUGCACGGAAGAGACGACCAGCCGCGUCGAGGAAGUGUUCUCGGGGGCGUCGUACUCGUCAUUCGCGGGGGCCGCUGUGAUCUGCUAUAUUUUCAACCAGAUCUUGAAGCAUGUCCACCGCUCCAAGCCCGAUGACGGCCGAGACAACUAUGACUUUGGGCGGUACUGGAGCAAACACCGGGAGCUGGACAAUUUGCUCUCCAGCGCCUUCAUGUUCCUCCCAGAGCGCUUUAGGCUACCUAGUAGUCUGCGAGACCCUGUGGCCGUUCACACAAACCUCAACCUCCACGCAUCGAUAAUAUGUCUCCAUAACAGCGCUUACGAGAUGACGAAGGAGCACGGCCUGCCUGACCAUGUCAAGCAGACAAGCAAGACUCGUGUCUUGACAGCUGCUCAAGAGAUUGUUACUGUCGUCAAAAUGACCAGCCACUCCAACGUGGGAUACAAGAGCCCACUUGUCGCCCUUGCACUCUACGUCGCCAGCUCGGUCUAUACGACCAUGGCACAGGACGACGGCAUGCAACCGGACCACACCGCGAACCUCGAGUUCCUCCUGGUAGCAAUGAAUGCCAUCGGGAAGCAACACGUCAUCACCAAGUCAUUUCUCACGCAGGCCGUCGUCGAUCUACAACGCGCCGGGCUCCUUGGCCUCGUCCGCAUCCCUCAAAUUGAAAUGCCCGAGACGACCAAGAUUGUCACGGCAUGCGGAAAUAACAUACCACUCUUCGCCAGAUCCAGACUCUCAAGAAUCGCAGACAUACAGCCGCCCCUGCCAGGCAAGCUGCCACUCAGCAACCCGGCCAACGUUCAGUACAUGGAGAAACAGAUUCGGCAGGUCCUCCAGUGGGACCGGGAGAUGCCCCCCGGCCGCCGGGAGGGACAAGACACGGGCAACGCCAACAAGCGCAAGCGCAUAGCCAUCUCGCCGGAGCCAACCUCGGCGCCGCAGGACUUGACGCCCUUGCUCUGGUUCCAGCAGACGCAGGCGGCCGAGGUGACCCCCUCCGACACGACGACGGGGGGCUCGUCGCUCUCGUCGGGCUCGGCGGAGGACAAGUCGCCAGCCGGGGCCGGGAGCGCCGCCGCGGCGCAGUUCAGGCUCCCGCACCGCAGCGGCGGCGGGUCGUCGGCGGGCUCGUCCCCGCCGGCCGCGGCCAACAGCGCGUCGACGCCGACGACGCAGCCCAGCUCGGGACGCGUGACCGGCGCCGCGGCGACGGCGAUGCCGGGCGGAGGUGCCACGCAACAGGAGAUGGUCGACGCGUUCGCUCAACAACAACAGCAGCAGCAACAGCAACAACAACAAGUGGACAUGAACUUCUUCCAGGGCCUGAGCGCGUGGGACGCCGCGGGCGACUCGUCCAUCCUGUUCUCGCAGGUGGCGGCGGCCAUGCAGCAGGAGGGCGGCGUAGGGUUCGGGGCCGCGCUGGACGACGACAGCUGGAUGAUGAUCGGCGACGCCGCGGCGGGCGGCGGUGCGCCGUGGGACACGGGCCAGCAGGGCGGGACGGGGGGAGUUGGUUAG
Molecule: messenger RNA, 2616 nt
Organism: Diaporthe citri
Lineage: Eukaryota; Fungi; Ascomycota; Sordariomycetes; Diaporthales; Diaporthaceae
Exons: 5
Coding region: 1-2616 (871 amino acids)
Biological process (GO): DNA-templated transcription
Cellular component (GO): nucleus
Molecular function (GO): zinc ion binding; DNA binding
Source: RefSeq, a predicted model, not a curated record